AUGGACGGAGAAAACCGAAUCAUACUCAACGUCGGAGGCAUAAGGUAUGAGACGUACAAGGCGACGCUGAAGAAGAUCCCGGCCACGAGACUGUCCCGGCUGACGGAGGCGCUAGCGAACUACGAUCCCGUGCUGAACGAGUACUUCUUCGAUCGCCACCCGGGGGUGUUUGCGCAAGUGCUCAACUACUACAGAACCGGCAAACUGCACUAUCCGACCGAUGUUUGCGGCCCACUGUUCGAGGAGGAGCUGGAAUUUUGGGGCCUCGACUCGAACCAGGUCGAACCGUGCUGCUGGUCAACGUACAGCGUGCACCGGGACACGCAGAGCACGCUCGCGAUACUGGACAAGCUGGAGCUGGACGACGAGCAGCCCUCGGAGGAGGCGAUAGCGCGCCUGUUCGGCUUCGAGGAGGCCCUGCUGAACGGCGAGCUUACCUGCUGGCAGCGGACGAAGCCGAAAAUCUGGGCCCUCUUCGACGAACCGUCGAGCUCGACCGGAGCGAAGAUUGUGGCCGGCAUAUCGGUGUUCUUCAUCUGCAUUUCUGUGAUAUCCUUCUGCCUAAAGACACACCCGGGCCUGCGGGUGGAGAUUCCGGCCAUCCUCAACAUCACCACCAACGGCACCGCCGGUUGGCAGGAAACGUACGGCCAACCGCACGAAGCUUUCUUCUACGUCGAGCUCGUCUGCAACGUGUGGUUCAUCAUCGAACUGACCGUCCGGCUUGUGGUUAGCCCAAAUAUUGUCGAGUUCAUCAAAUCGCCCGUCAACAUCAUCGACCUGGCGGCCACGCUCAGCUUCUACACCGACGUCUGCCAGCGGAUGGGCGAGCAGACGGGCCUGCUGGAGGCGUUCUCGAUCGUGCGUAUCCUGCGGCUGUUCAAGUUGACGCGCCACUCGCCCGGCCUGCGCAUCCUGAUCCACACCUUCAAGGCGUCCGCCCGCGAGCUGACGCUGCUCGUGUUCUUCCUCGUGCUCGGAAUCGUCGUCUUCGCCAGCCUCGUGUACUACGCGGAAAAGCUUCAGGACAACCCAGACAACCAGUUCAAAAGCAUACCGUUGGGGCUGUGGUGGGCGAUCGUUACGAUGACCACGGUCGGAUACGGUGAUAUGGCGCCGAAAACGUACGUCGGCAUGUUCGUCGGGGCGCUCUGUGCGUUGGCGGGCGUGCUAACGAUCGCUCUGCCGGUGCCGGUCAUUGUCAGCAACUUCUCCAUGUUCUACUCGCACACGCAGGCUCGCUCGAAACUGCCGAAAAAACGACGCCGAGUGCUGCCGGUGGAGCAGCCGCGCCGGAAGCGGGACAUGGGUGCGGCCAACCGGCGGGUGAACGCACUCAAACACCAACACACGCAACCGACCCAUCCCGCCAUCUUUAAGGACGCUUUCGGUGGGGCGAAAAUAGGUGAUUUCAUCAACGUUCCUCAGCUGAGCUCCCUGCAGCCGCGCCAGCCGACGACCGGGAAUGUAGAUUUAUUGCUCCCAUUACAGCCGAAAUUGCUCGUUCCACUGGUGGAGCGGAGAGAGUCCAAACCGGAGGAGAUGAUCCCGAUGGAACCGAAGGUUACCCUCCAGAGUGAUCCGAAUGGCGCAUCCGGUAACAACACACCCGGGGACGAAUCGUGAGCCUUUUUUCUACCGUGGAUGG
This is a messenger RNA of Anopheles coustani, 1648 nucleotides long. Its product is annotated as potassium voltage-gated channel protein Shaw-like. Bases 1 to 1626 code for a protein of 541 amino acids. Gene Ontology annotation, biological process: potassium ion transmembrane transport; protein homooligomerization. Gene Ontology annotation, cellular component: neuronal cell body membrane; dendrite membrane; voltage-gated potassium channel complex. Gene Ontology annotation, molecular function: delayed rectifier potassium channel activity; protein binding. NCBI's taxonomy places the organism in Eukaryota, Metazoa, Arthropoda, Insecta, Diptera, Culicidae. The transcript is spliced from 11 exons. The record is from RefSeq and is a predicted model, not a curated record.